AUGCUGAAACUCCUUUGGAUUGGUGAUUGGUUGUCCUUCGCUGCUAAACCUGGGGGCAAAUUUCUGAUGGGCCAUGCCUGGCAGUCUGAGUUAGAAUCUCCCAUCAAAUCAGAGAACAGUGGUUUCCAGUCUCUUCCUGACUGGGAUUCAAGCUUGGAUCUGGAUGUGAGGAGCUGGAGAAACACUGAAGAGCUGGCCAUGGGGAAGCGAGAGGGGAGCAGCCAAGAGACAGACCAUGAGAUGGAGCUGAGUGAGCCUCUCUGGAAGGAUGAUAGUGAAGAUUACCACAAGGCAGAGAAGCCAUGUGGAAGCAACAGUCUUUUCCAGUUCCUCUUGGAGGUAACCCAGAUGUUGGAAUCUUUCUGCAUUAGCAGCAAAGAGUCAUUGCAGACUCCGUGGGAUUAUUGUGGCUCGGGGAAGCAGAGUGACGGAGGAGAAGUGAGGUGCCAGGAAAAGACCACAGGAACAGCAGUCUCAGGAGCAGAGGAAAGUCAACUACACAUCCUGGCAAAAGAUGAGAAAGAGCACUCCCUGGGAAGAGAGGGCAAGAUUCAAGAGAUACCUGGAGAACCACCUUUAGAUGAGCUGCAUCCACCAGAGAUGAGUGCCCAGGCCCUGGAUGAAGAGAACAGUGACAACAGCUCUGCAGCCCCAGUGCUGGACUCCACAGGCUCUCCCAACACACACCUGCUGCAGCCAAGCUGGAAUAACCCCCUCCAACACCUGAUCCUCAAAAAAAGGCUCCUGUCCAUCUGGAGGAUGAUAGCCAGCCACAGGUUCAGCAGCCCGUUCCUGAAGCCAGUGUCAGAGAAACAAGCCCCUGGAUACAAGGAUGUGGUAAAGAGACCCAUGGAUUUAUCCAGCAUAAAGAGGAGGCUGACAAAGGGACACAUCCAGUCCGUGAUGCAGUUCCAGUGUGACCUGAUGCUCAUGUUCCAGAACGCCGUGAUGUACAACAGCUCUGACCACCGCGUGUUCCACGUGGCUGUGGAGAUGCAGCGAGAGGUCUUGGAGCAGCUGCAGGUCUUGGCUGAAGCGCUCCUGUUGUCCAGGGACAGGCUGGAGUGAGGCAGAAGGUAACCAGCCCUGCCUGAGGCCUCUCUCAGUUGGAGCAGUGUUGUC
Messenger RNA from Pseudopodoces humilis (Tibetan ground-tit), 1122 nucleotides. Its product is annotated as bromodomain-containing protein 8-like. The record is from RefSeq and is a predicted model, not a curated record. Gene Ontology annotation, molecular function: protein binding. NCBI's taxonomy places the organism in Eukaryota, Metazoa, Chordata, Aves, Passeriformes, Paridae. Gene Ontology annotation, cellular component: NuA4 histone acetyltransferase complex.